UUCCACAACUGGUAAAAUAAAACAUAUAUAACACAAUACAACAUUUAGGAUUAUACAAUUUACUGAUGAUUUCAUUUGAAAAAUGUUCUAUUGAGCUUCUGAUUUGGCCGUGAAAUUCGCUGAUUUGAAGGAUUCAAUGGUCCAGUUAGUAUUUUCACCCCGUAAUGGCGGCCGCGCUACCGGAGCGCCAUCUAGUGGCUGUUACCCAAAAAGUAUCAGAGUGUCGCCUCUUGGUUUUCUAUACUCUUUGCUGUGACGUGUGUGCUGCCAUGGUGAUCAGAGAAGCGUCCGAGGUUUUGAAGAGCAGUUUCAGGCGCGAAUAAGUAUUACAAAACAUUCAUACAAGCUAAAAAUCAAAAACGUAGACGUAAAAUGUAUUAAAACACCUUAUAUUUAUGUCUGGAAACCGUUUAUAACACCAGCUAGUUAUGAAGGAUUAGUAAACUCGACCAAAUGCACUCAGUGUAUUAAUAAAUGGAGCAUAUUAGAUCAAUUUCACCGAUCCUGCAUUUGGAUUUAAAUAAUUUAAACUUUCCUGAAGCUAAAGAUAGCAGAUAUGUUCUGACAAGUCCACGGUCACUUGAAUCCUGUGCAAGACUGGGAGUGAAACCUGUUGAUCUGCUGUUCAGAUCCCUCACAGACUUUAUCGAUGAAAACCAAGAGUCCUCUUUGGAGGAAGUGACCGUAUUAUAUGAGGAGUACGAGAAAGGACGAAGAGAACGACUGCGCUUGUGUCGAGAGGAGAGAGAGCGGAUCAUACAAGAGGGCUGGAAUAGAAAGUCAUCUGUAAAACCGUUCACAGCCCUGGAAACCGUCCCAGAGCAAACAAUCACAGAUUCCAAAGCCAAAUGUCCCAGUGAUUCACGGUUCACCGACGACCGAGUUCACUCAAAGUCCGCGAUUACGAUCUCAGACAGGUUUCCGACCUCAAAGUUCCCUUGUAGUUUCAGUCUGGCUGAGCUCCGACAUUCUCCCGCGACGGAACGCCGGCUAAAAAGCCUCUCGGAGGAGAUCAGUCGCAAACUAAGAAUCGCCAUCCCGGAAAAAGAUCAAAAGAUUGCCGGGUUGAUGCUAGCCAAGCAUGAAGAGGAGCAGAUUCGUUUACGGCAGAGCAUGUUCGAGGAGCAAAAUCGCGAAGAGGAGCAGAGGCGCGAGGAGGCGCGGCGAGCCGACUUGGAGCAAAAGCGGCGAAAAGAGCUUCUGCGACAAAUUCGUCACUGGCAGGAGGGCUUGGAGGAGCGGAGGAGGCAGCGAGAGGUAGAGGAGGCCAUCCUUGCGGAGCGGCGCAAGCGGGAGACGCUUCAGCAGGAGGAGCGCUGGAGGAGACUCGCCGAGGAGCAGCGAAUGCGACGCAGGUUCGAGCAUAACGCGGCGAGCAGGGAAGCGAAAGAACGCAAACGCUACCAGGAGCGGCUCCUGCAGGAGAAGGAGCGCAUUGAGGAGGCGCAGCGAGAGAAGGAGCUGCAGGAGGCGCGUGAAAAAGAGCAGCAUGCGAUGAGGAGCAAGCGAAUGCAGGAAAGUAGAGAAAGGAGGAGAAUCAUGCUAGAGAACCAGAGGGAGCUACUCAGGCACCUCCUUCUAAAAAAGGAGGUCGAGGAGCAGGAACGUACGGAGGAGGAGCUGAAGAGAAAAGUAGUAGAGCGGAAGCUGCAACGCUCCGCGGAGAACCACGGAGUGAUUGUAGAAGCGCGGCUGCAGGAAAUGCGAUUACGCGCGGCGAAGGAGGAGGAGCAGAUGCGGAUGGCGCAGGAGCGCGCGGGGAUGGAGAAAAGGGAUUGGCUGGAGCAGAAGCAAAUGCUUGUGCGACGUUGCCAGCUGCGGAUGGAACGCGCGGUGCUGCAGGCGCAGGAGCAGUGUCGCCGCAGAGCUCAAAGCGUCAGACGGGAAAACCAGGAAAAGGAAAUGAAUCAUCGCAGACUACAAGACCGAGUCGUGGAGGAGGAGAAAGCGCAGUGGGAGCAAAGAUGCAACGCCGUGACGGAAAAGGAGCGCCGCAUGGAGAAGCUGCAGAGAGAGAGGACCGAGGCCCAGGAGAGGAGCCGGAAAGUGGCUCACGCCUCCUGCUACAUGCGGGAGAGGGUGAGGGAGCAGACGACCCGAAGCACCUUUGACCAGAUGGCACGAGAAGCCGAGGUGACCGCUCAUCUGGGCCGCCUGAAACUGUGAAUAGUGCUGGUCCUACUGAAGAGAAUCUAAUUAUAAUAGUAUUAAAGUCCCCCUGUGGUGAAAAUCAAGCUGUUUAUAUGUCUAUGUGGUGUUUUAAUAUGCUUUAAGACGAACCAUAAGUCAACACCAUUGC
Messenger RNA from Megalobrama amblycephala (Wuchang bream), 2299 nucleotides. RefSeq names its product coiled-coil domain-containing protein 177. The transcript has a single exon. The record is from RefSeq and is a predicted model, not a curated record. NCBI's taxonomy places the organism in Eukaryota, Metazoa, Chordata, Actinopteri, Cypriniformes, Xenocyprididae. Bases 475 to 2166 code for a protein of 563 amino acids.